This is a messenger RNA of Erpetoichthys calabaricus (reedfish), 2412 nucleotides long. RefSeq lists its product as uncharacterized. The record is from RefSeq and is a predicted model, not a curated record. Bases 269 to 1138 code for a protein of 289 amino acids. NCBI's taxonomy places the organism in Eukaryota, Metazoa, Chordata, Cladistia, Polypteriformes, Polypteridae. The transcript is spliced from 4 exons.
UUCAUGCUGUCUGUGUCUCUCUCUCUCUCUCACACACACACACACACAGCUACUUUUUCCCGAGGGCUGGAGGAGUUCACUACCAAAAGAACAGCACGCGUGGUUAAGUCGGGUCCUUUUCACCAGGGGCAAGGACGGAAAGCCUGUGCUGACCUCCAACCUUCGCCUUUGGUGGCACCCUCCCGGCCCCCGCAACGUGUACCUCCAGCCCCCGACAUCGCCCGACGCCUUUUUUCAGCGCCCGUUUUUCCUGUGGAUGCCGUAAUGCAUGUGGGGCUACAAGCUGUCCUGCACGGCGUGCAGCCACAGGUUGUCGGGAGCUGGACUCUACAGGACCGUCCGGAGGGUCCUGGACACAGACGGAUGGUACUUUAUGGCCACGGAGUACCUGGAGUGCCGGCGCUGCAAGAAGAAGGUGGCGGGCUGGUCGCAGGAUAUCUUGGAUCAGCUGCACUGCACCCAUCGGGAUCAGUUUCCAGCUAUCCUGACUUACAGAUUAUCCUGCGACAAAAAGCUGAUCGGGCAGAUGCGUGAGCGCACGCUGGGCAACGGGGCCACCCGGCUGCGCAAAUAUCUGCUCGAGCAGCACGGCAACACCUGGUUGGAGCGGUCCAGACUGUUCAUGUUCGCGGUCACCAAGUUCAUUACACCGGGUGCCGAGCCACCUGCGACUCCGCCUCUACUACCGCGGAUGACCCCGGUGCCCGGUACAAAGUGGUUGCUGUCCAUCUAUGCCAGGGAGGUGGCUUCGAGGCUAGAAGAGACCAAGGCCCAGAUCACCUCCAUCUUUGGCUCAAUCUUGAAGAUGGACUCAACAAAGAAGGUGAUCGAUAUCGCCAUCCCCUCCCUCUCUCCCCCCUUCCUUCCUUCUUUCCUUCCAGCUUACCGUCACUCUCCCUUUCAUCGUUCAGGUGACCAAGAAACUCGCUGGUGCCGCAGCAGGAAUGGCAGCCUGGGUGACCAGCGUGGGGAACGAGCAAGGCCAGAUCUUGAUCAGCGUCCUCACUGCAGCCGAGGGCGCUGGCCUGCAUCCUCUAUGUGGACCGAGACUGCUGUUCCCACGGGGGACCCUACAAGGUGUCCCUCUUAUUCAACCAGUGGGAUCAGCUGGUGGUGCGGCUCGACGUGUGGCACCUGAUGCAACACUUUGCGGCGGGUGUCACCACGGAGAGCCACCCACUAUAUAGCCUCUUCAUGGCGCGUCUCUCGUUCUGCAUCUUUGAGUGGGACCAGGGAGAUGUCGCCCGGCUGUGACAGGCCAAGGCUGGCGAGGCGGGGAACGAUCCCCGAGGCUCCGGCUACAGAAAGAUCCCACUAAAGGAGCUGGCCCGCCACUGCCGCCGCUGCACACGUGGGGCGGAGGAGACCGGCCGGCUCAUCGACGAGAUGCUGGAGGCCUUCGGGGACACCACUGACACCAUGGGUAUCCCGCUUUUGGACCGCGCUAAGAUCCAGGACAUCUGGAAGACUCAGAGGCGCCACCUCCACUGCAUCCAGGACCCACCCGGCGUGCACCUGUACAUGCAGACUGGGCAGCUGGUCAAAGGGGGGAUCACGCUGCCGGUGUUCAGGUGUGCGCGAGGUUCAACUUCGUUGGAGUCGUUCCACUUGCAUCUGGACCGCUUCAUACCUGGUAAGGGUGCCCAGAAACCUGUUCUUUGUGACCUGUGUUGUGCGAGGGAGUGGGUGGCAUUGCAUUUUUAUCUCUGUCUGUCUGUCUGUCUCUCUCUCUCUCUCUCUCUCUCUCUCUCUCACUCACUCACCAUGUCUUUCAGGCACUUCAGCCAGCGCGCCCCACUUUCAGGCCUAUCUGCUGGAAAGCCUGGCGCGGUGGAACGAGGACCGUGCGGCACAAGCAGUGGAGGAAGCAGACCGUGAUAUGGUCGGCUACAGUGGCCAACUCCAGCACUCCGUCAACGAGCUGAGCGACAUUCUAUAUCACAUGAAGCUGGUUGACGAUUACACCCGGCCUGCGAAGUACACUGGUGAGGCGGGCGUCGAGCCGUCUGUCUGUCUGUCUGUCUUUCUCUCUCUCUCUCUCUCUCUCUCCCCCCCCAGCCUUUUCAUUUUAAAACAGUUCCCUCCUUUUCACAGGUGAGCUCAUAGGUAUCCAGUACCUAUUUUCGCAGACCGGUCGAGUGCUGGAGGAAGUGAUGGACAGGGAUCCCGACGCUCCGGAUGGGACUGAUACAGACGACGAUGAUGACAGUGUCGACGAGAGCUUCCAAGAGGACAAGGGGCCGGUACAGGAACCUCUGGACAACACCCUCUUCGGCCUUGAGGAGGACUUCGCCCGACAACCGUUAUCGUCUGACAAGUCCCAGUCGCGCCCUGCCAUCGGCGCCUCAAAGUCUGGGCCAGCCGACCAGGACACCUCCCCUGGAGACGAGGCCACUCAAAGCAUGUCCCAUG